Molecule: messenger RNA, 2373 nt
Organism: Eucalyptus grandis
Lineage: Eukaryota; Viridiplantae; Streptophyta; Magnoliopsida; Myrtales; Myrtaceae
Product: putative RNA polymerase II subunit B1 CTD phosphatase RPAP2 homolog
Cellular component (GO): cytoplasm; nucleus
Molecular function (GO): RNA polymerase core enzyme binding; RNA polymerase II CTD heptapeptide repeat phosphatase activity
Source: RefSeq, a predicted model, not a curated record
CCAGUUUUCCUUCUCGACUGAAAAUUGAAAAACCUCUCUCUCUCUCUUCGAUCGCCGGAUCGAAAUUCGCCGUCCGCCCGGGAAGAUGGUGAAGCUCGAGGAAGCCCCCGUCUCCGUCAAGGACGCCGUCUACCGUCUGCAGCACCUCCUCCUCGACGGCGCCGCCGCCGGCGAGGCCCAGCUCCUCGCCGCCGGCGCCAUCCUGUCCCGCCGCGACUACGAGGACGUGGUCGCCGAGCGGUCCAUCGCCGGCCUCUGCGGCUACCCUCUCUGCGCCACCCCUCUGCCCGCCGACCGCCCCCGGAAGGGCCGGUACCGGAUCUCCCUCAAGGAGCACCGGGUGUACGACCUGCAGGAGACCUACAUGUACUGCUCCGGGUGCGUCGUCGACAGCCGGGCGUUCGCGGGGAGCCUGCAGCCGGAGAGGUGCGCGGUCUUGGACUUGGUGAAGGUGGAGGAGGUCCUGAGGGUGUUUGGGGACAAGGGUUUGGGGUCGCAGGAGAGGGGGGAUGGUGGAGUUGGGGAAUUGGGGAUGUCUGGGCUGAAGAUAAAAGAGAAUGAAGAGGUUAGGGCAGGGGAAGUGCCGUUGGAAGAGUGGGUCGGUCCUUCGGAUGCGAUCGAAGGUUAUGUUCCUCGAAAAAGGGACGAUAAGGCGGCUGCGGCUGCGGCGGCUGCUUUGCGGGCGAAGAAGGAACCUAGAGAAGGGUCCAAAUCCAGAAAUUCUAAGCCAAGUAAGAAAGAGCUAAUAUUUAAUGACAUGGACUUCACAAGUAUUAUAAUCACUCAAGAUGAAUAUAGCAUUUCAAAGUUGCCUGUAAAUUCAGUGGAGGAAGUUUCUGCCACAAAAGCGAAAGAAUCGAAAGGGAAAAAAGUAAAUGGCAAAGAUAAACAGAGUCGUCGUGCUGUAAUUGAGACUUCAUCUGCAAAGCCAGGAACUCCCAAUAUAAACCAAAGAGAAUUGAAGGGGAAGAGCCAUGACAUCACAGAUGAUGAAUACAGCGCUCAAAAAGUUCCUUCCCCUUCAGAAGUCUGUCAAAGCAAUUCCCUAAGUCAUUUUACAGGAGCAGAAGGGGUGGAUGAUGAUGGAAAAGCAGAUGGAACAUCAACGGAGACCAGGCUGAAGCCCUCACUUAAGUCUACAGGCACAAAGAAAGUUACUCGUUCUGUUACAUGGGCUGAUGAGAAGGUUAAUGUAGCUGAUGGGGGACAUCUUUGCGAGAUUAGAGAAAUGGUAGACGAAAAAGAACCUCCACUAACAUCUGCCAUUGAAAAUGAGCACGAUGAUGAAAAUCUCAUGCGCUUCUCAUCAGCUGAAGCCUGUGCAAUGGCUUUGAGUCAGGCUGCAGAGGCUGCUACAUCCGGAGAGUCUGAUGUUUUUGAUGCUGCUGGAUUGAUUAUAUUGCCACGUCCACAUGAGGUGGAUGAAAAAGCACCUGUGGAGGACAACGCUGAUCCACUGGAAGUAGAUUCAGCUUCCGUAAAGUGGCCAAAGAAACCAGGGAUACCGACAGCUGAUAUAUUUGAUGCUGAUGACUCAUGGUAUGAUGCCCCGCCGGAUGGAUUUAAUAUGACUUUGUCUCCCUUUGCAACCAUGUGGGGUGCCCUUUUUGCAUGGACAACAUCAUCUACUUUGGCUUAUAUAUAUGGCAAAGACGAAAGCUUUCAUGAAGAAUAUAUGUCAGUUAAUGGCAGAGAGUACCCACAAAAACUCGUACUGCCUGAUGGCCGCUCUACUGAAAUUAAGCAAACCCUCGCUGGUUGUCUUUCUCGAGCUUUACCUGGAUUGAUUUCUGAUCUCAGGCUGCCGCUGCCAGUAUCCACCCUUGAGCAAGGAUUGGGUCGCUUGUUGGAUACAAUGACAUUUAUGGAUGCACUCCCUGCAUUGCGUACAAAGCAGUGGCAAGUGAUUGUUCUUCUCUUUAUUGAUGCUCUCUCCGUUUGUCGAGUUCCUGUGCUGACUGCACACAUGAGUAAUAGGCAUCCAUCGCUGCAGAAGGUGCUGCAGGCCGCCCGAAUGAGCGUGGAAGAGUACGAGAUUAUGAAGGAUCUUCUAAUACCAUUGGGCAGAGCGCCGCAGUUCUCAGCGCAGAGUGGAGCUUAGUGGUGCAAGAUUGGGCCCGGUGAAGAACUGGUCAACUGCAAUUUUGAUACGCAACCUCAUUCUGUCUUAUGUAAUGAGAUCCUCUUACUUAGGCUGAAAGCAGUUAAUUCAAAUGCGAAGUGUGGAAACCGACCCAAGUAACUUCUGUAGGAACUUAGAAGGUACCUGUGGAUAUUGGACCCAGGAGUGGCUAAAUUGCAUUCCUUGAACUUGUACAUGCUUUUUUUAAACUUCUACUGAUUCUGCAAGCAACUGGAUUCUUUUCUUUCUUU